ACGACUUAACGCCCCCACACUAAAUUUAUUUGUCACACAAAACUGGCAGUUUCUCGCAUGGCUAGAAGCCAUGGAAUAGCACAAUUCCAUGCAGGCUAGCUUGUUUUGUUUCGUUCUAUACUUUGCACUUACACAACUACCUAAAGCCAGCUGAGAUUUGCAGUUUUUUGUCAAAUAUUCUUUUUCAAUAAAGAUAACCCAAAAAUGUCAAGCAUUGUUCCUGCAAAAGUGGGCAACGUUCCUAAAAGGAGGAAGAAGCCAAAGAAGCCUGUGAUUUUUUGUAGACCUGGCGUAGUCCAAUUGCCUAAUGCCAAAUUGGUUGAGGAAGUCGGAUUAGCUAUUCGAUUUUCGGCUUUAAACAUCAAUCAAAAUGUGUUGGAAAGUUUUGAAGACAUGGGCUUGAGUGACCAACUUUUGCGAGGGAUUCACAACUAUGGGCUGGAGAAACCUGCAUUUAUUCAGCAACGAGCAAUCGUCCCCUGUAUCGGAGGUCAAGAUGCAAUCGUCCAGGCCCAGUCAGGGAUGGGCAAAACUGCCGCACUGGUAAUUGCCGUGCUCCAAAGAUUGGAUAGAAGCGACCCCCAAUGUCAAGCCUUGGUCCUAGCGCCCACACGAGAGCUGGCUGAACAAAUUCAACAAGUAUUUCAGGAACUGAGCAAGUUUAUGAUUAAACCAAACGUGACCAGCUACACUUGUGUGGGAGGACGAGGGGAUAUGAAAAAGUGUAAGAAGGCAUGUCGUGCUGGAAGACAAGUUAUCAUUGGAACGUUGGGUCGAACAGUGCACAUGUUAAUUGGGGAUGGGGACGAAUACGGGCCUCAUUUAUCUACCGAUGGUAUCAAAACUUUAGCUCUUGAUGAGGCUGAUCAAUUGUUGGACGGCACCUAUGGACGAGAUCUUACAACGGUCCUAGAGAAAAUUCCACCUGCGGCUCAAGUAAUCCUAAUGUCGGCCACAAUGCCUGGGAAUAUUCUCAAAUUAGCGUGGAGAUUUAUGAGAAAUCCAGUAACUUUCCUUGUCCGAGAUUUUCAACUUACAUUGGAUGGAAUUCGACAAUAUUACGUUAACGUGGCGGAUGCAGCUGAGAAGAUACUUACCGUAGUUGACCUCUUCCCUAUCAUUGAAAAAUCCCGUGGCAUGAUUUUCUGCAACAUGAGAGCAACUGUUGUCCGAGUUAAAAAGAAGUUGGUUGACGCUGGUCACGUGUCGGCAUGCAUCACUGGUGACAUGACACAAAGGGACAGGGAUGAGAUAAUGGCUAAAUUUCGUCGAGGUGAAAGAGGCUACCGGGUUUUAAUAACAUCCGACCUUCUUGGAAGAGGAAUUGAUGUGCAGCAAAUCAAUCUUGUUGUCAACUAUGAUCUUCCAACUCACAAGGAGACUUACAUUCAUCGGGUUGGCCGAGCCGGGCGCUAUGGGAGAAAGGGUUUGGCGUUGUCGUUUGUGGAGACCAAAGAGCUUAAGAUGUUUGAAGGGAUAAAGGCAUUUUACCAGACUGACAUUCAACCCAUGCCAGCAGAGCAAGAAUUUCUUGCGCAGUUGGGCCAGUGCUAAACUUGAAAUUUUUGAUUUUUUUAUACAACAAUUUAUGGAGAAUAAAAUUCCCAUCCUGGUGCUACUCAUUUAAA
Messenger RNA from Folsomia candida, 1628 nucleotides. Its product is annotated as eukaryotic initiation factor 4A. Gene Ontology annotation, cellular component: cytoplasmic stress granule. Gene Ontology annotation, molecular function: translation initiation factor activity; ATP binding; RNA helicase activity. Gene Ontology annotation, biological process: cytoplasmic translational initiation. NCBI's taxonomy places the organism in Eukaryota, Metazoa, Arthropoda, Collembola, Entomobryomorpha, Isotomidae. Bases 205 to 1554 code for a protein of 449 amino acids. The transcript is spliced from 6 exons. The record is from RefSeq and is a predicted model, not a curated record.